Molecule: messenger RNA, 6622 nt
Organism: Prosopis cineraria
Lineage: Eukaryota; Viridiplantae; Streptophyta; Magnoliopsida; Fabales; Fabaceae
Product: cysteine-tryptophan domain-containing zinc finger protein 3-like
Exons: 14
Coding region: 705-5351 (1548 amino acids)
Molecular function (GO): zinc ion binding
Source: RefSeq, a predicted model, not a curated record
CUGCUGGAUUCACCGAAAACCGGAAACAGAGCGAGACACCGAAGCUGGUUCACCAAAAACACUCUGUUGAUCCAUCCGACCUAUGGAACUGACGCCAAAUAAGAUUCAAAGCCUCAAAGGUUUUCUUGUAACUUUAGAGAAGCCUGUCGGAAGAUUGUGCAUUUUGUUGAUUUGAAAAUAUAAUUCGAGUUCGUGAUUUCUACUCGAGUCCACGAUCGUGUAGAUUUUCAAUAUUGUUUGGCGAAUUCUUCGGGUUUGAUUCUGGGAAUUGGAUUGAAAAAGUAACUUGGAUUUGGAUGUUGGGUUGUGAAUGUGGAGGUUUAAGUUGGAGGGCGUGAUUUUUGUUUCUUUAGCAUAUUUUUGUGGAUGAUUUCGGUGGGAAGUAGGGAUGGGAGAAAGGGGCUAGGGUUAGUCUUUGGUAGUGCUGGUGGUGGGAGGACUGAGAUGGACGAGUCCGACCUUGAAGAAGGGGAAGCAUGCUCAUACCCGAAUCAUGAAUUUGAUAAAGGAAGCAUCGAUCCCGAUGUUGCCCUCUCUUAUAUUUUGGCCCUUCUACUUCUUCUAACAUUGAACUACUGGACUUUUGUUUUACCAAGGAUGAAAAGAUUCAAGAUGUUCUGGGACACUUUCAGAAAGAUUUUGAAGGUGGGGUUUCUGCAGAGAAUCUGGGGUCAAAAUUUGGUGGAUAUGGAUCGUUCUUACCUAUGCAUCAGCGCUCUCCUGUUUGGUCUCAUCCAAGGAUUACAUCAAAAGUUCAUGGUCAAAAUACGCCCAACUGUUCAAGCAAUUCACAACUGGAGGCUGGGCAAGGGGAUGCUGUACAUUCUUCAACUUCAACUCAUUUGUCAGGACUUGGACCAAAUUCUGCUAGUUCCUUGGAGGUUCCUGCAAUCAAGGCAACCUCAUUAAAUCAUGGAUUCGGCCAAGAAAAUUGUCCGACAACUGCUUGUGUUGAGGCAAUCACUUCUAAAUAUGAAUCUACAAGCAUGAAAUCUACCAGCAUGUCAGAUCAGAAGACACUGAAGGUUCGAAUCAAAGUGGGUACUGAUAAUUUGCCAGCACAGAAAAAUGCUGCAAUCUACAGUGGACUUGGCCUUGACGUGUCACCAUCAUCGUCAUUGGAUGACAGCCCCUCAGAAGGUGAAGGAAUUUCUCAUGGGCGCAAAGAUGCGCCUUUUGAAUCUCCAUCUAGUAUCCUUCAGAUCAUGACAUCCCUUCCUAUGCUGUUGUCUCCUCUUUCUGAUGAUCUUAUUCAUUCAAUUGGAGAAGAAACAGAUUCCAAAGAAGGUAUACCUGAUGAUGCUCAUAUGGAGGAGUCAGAAAGUUCUGGCAUGUUACUAAAUGAAUCUAUUACUGUACGGGGUAACAGAAAAUUGUUAGGAGGGAAGAAAAUAAAGUCCGUGGAGGGAUGUGGAUCUUUGUUGGAAUUUAAGGGUGGUAUUAAUAAAAAUGGAGUUUUAUCCAGGAAGGAGCAGAGAAAUGAUGCCUUGACUACUGACGAGCUUGUUUCAAAAGCCUUGAAGCUACCCCUUUUAUCCAGUUCAUUCUGUGAUGACUCAGUAAAGGGAGUAGAUGAACUAUGUGAUAAAUUGAAGGAAGCUGGUGAGAGUGUGCUGAGGGAGAAAAUCUUCUCUGAUCAUGCACAAAUGGAGCAAGCAAAGCCAAAAUCUACUGAAGUGAAUGGUUUUAUUGAAAAGGCUAAGGCUGGUUCAGGGAGAAAAGCUGUUGCAGAUAAGGUUGACAGAGGUAAAACUUGUGACUCAGUGACAGUUGAAUCUAGAGCGAGGACAGCUUUAAACUAUGAACAUACAGAGCCUCCUGAGAAUGCUUUCCAGAUAAGUGAACGGGAUGGUAUGACAUUACCUGUUGUUAGAGAACCUCCGAUUCCCACGGGCAAGAAGUCAAAGGUAGGUCAUGGGACCAUGGCUUCAGAAGGGGAAAAACAGAACUUGAGGGUCAGCAACCUAUUGCCACCUAAAACAAAGAAGAGCUCUGAUGAUGGUGCUACAUCUAAAAAUGAAAACAAAGGUGUUAGGGUGCAAAAGGAUCAUGGAAAAGCUAGGGAUGCUUACAGAGAUUUUUUUGGCGAAUUUGAGGAAGAGGAGGAUAGAUUAGAUGCCUUGGAAACUCCUUGUGUUGAUAAAUUAAAGGACUCAGAGGUGUUUAAAAGGAAAACAUCUGCAAGUAUUUCUGGAGCAACAGAGAGAUCAGGUGCUAAUAAAGUUGUUAAGCCAUUAUCAUCUGAUGUAUAUCCUAGAACAGCUGCAAAUCUAGUCAGGUGUAGUGCAAACAGGCAUGGAUCUGAUGUGGAUAAACGAAAAGAGGCUCCUGUGACUGCAACCCCUGUUGUCUUUGAAGAUAAUUGGGUACAAUGUGAUCGAUGCCAGAAAUGGCGCCUCCUUCCUGCAGGCACAAAUCCUGACCACCUACCUGAAAAGUGGCUUUGUAGUAUGCUUGACUGGCUGCCUGACAAGAAUCGAUGUAGUGUUAGUGAGGAUGAAACCACUAAAGCACUCAUUGCACUAUACCACGGCCCAACUCCUGAAGGACAAAGCAAUCCACAAAAUGCAUUUGGAAGUGUUGUUGGUGGAACAUUAUCAAAUUCUCAGCACUUUGACCAACACUGGCUGGACCAUAGUCUGCAUGCACUGCCUGAUGGGAAGGAAAAAAUUGCAAAAGAGAUGUCAAAUGCAGCAGCUAAAGAUGGAUCCUUUCCGUUGUUAUCUUCUGUAAAGAAAGGCUUGCAUUCGUCAGUGAAAAGUAAGAAUUUAAAUGAUGUGAACAAAUCUCCUGCAGUGAAUGCUCUCAAUGUUCCUGUGGAGAAACACAGAACAAAACAGAAAAUACUGGAGGACAAUUCUGAUAUAGGUGAGACAAAGAAUUUGAAGGUGAAAAGCAAAAGGGACCCUAAUCAAAAUUGUCCUCGAUCAUUCAAGAAAAGUAAGACUGAUGGAGUGUUUUCUACAGAUGAAGAUUGGAUUCCAGACCACGGUAGGACUGCUAGGAAGGUGGGUCAUGGCGUGAAUAGGAUCAACACAACUUCAUCAUGUGAAAGGGAUCAAUCUAAACAUAAAGAUAGCUCUUCUUCAAGGGACUCAAAAUACAAUGGAAAAGACAGGCUACAAGUUUCUAUUGAAAAAAAGAGAAAGAUUAGGGAGUAUCAGGAUACUCAAACUUGUAGCACGGGCAAUCAUGUACAGGAGGGCAGGGUUUCUGUGCAAGAUGGACUUGUUGCCUCUAGAAAGGAAAAGAAGGCUAGAGUAUCAAAGUCUGAGGGUAGAGAGUCAAGUACUAGUAAAGGUAGUGGUAGGGCAGACAAAAAAAUGAGUCAGGCAAAAAGCCAGAAGUUCAGGCAAGAUCCAGGGAGCACUCUGUCUCAGCGAAGUUUGGAUGGUAUGGAUUGUUUGAAAGGGGAUUUAGAUUCAGUUCAGGCCACUGCUGCUGCCAUUUCUAGCUCUUCUAAGGUUUCUGGUUCACAUAAAAGCAAAGCUGGCUUCCAGGAGGUGAAAGGUUCACCGGUGGAAUCAGUUUCUUCAUCACCUAUGAGACUUUUAAAUUCAGAUAAGUUUAUAAAUAAGGGGGAAGAUGACUCUCUGGAUGCUGGUGCCACAGGUAGUCCAAGAAGAUGUUCAGAUGGUGAAGAUGAUGGAGGAAGUGAUCGAACUGGGACAGCUAGGAAGAAUAAAUCUUUGACUGUGAUCCAUAGUAGGUCUCUUGGAUCUUCCAAGCUUGAUCUCCAAGAUAAGGAUGUUAAUCAUACAUCAGGUACUAAAUUUAACGCUCAAACUUUGUCUCCAGACAUAGUAACAAGCCAUUUUACAAACUGUGAUGUGGACACUGUAGGUCUAAGUGGGAGCUACACUGAAAGGGAGCAAAUUAAGGAUCAGUGCCAAAGUGAAGAUAGAACUGGCGUUUAUGGUGCUAGCAUGUCUCUUCCAAGGAAGACUGGCAGAGGAUCAUGUUUGAAAGACAACAAUGAAAGCUGUAAAUCAGAGCCCAAGGGAGAAAAUGUCAAGAAUACUAGUUCACUUGGUCAAUCACAAGAGCUAUCUCCUUUAUCUGAGGCAAACCAUGGGGAUAAUAAAACUAAGUUUCAGGCAAAGUUGGGGUUGAAAUCUGACGAAGGUGAGGAUAUGCAUACUGGUAAGAAAGAUUGUACUGGGGAUUAUAGUAGGAGAAAAGAGAAUCAAUUAAAUAGGGGGAAAGAAUUUCAAGAGGUUAGUGUGGAUACCAUUAAACAGGAAGCAUUGCUGUCCCAUAGUCAGAAUCAAAGUCUGGCCUUUGAUGCUGAGAGAUCUUCAAAGAGGUCUAUGUCAGAAAGAACUGAUCAAGAAAUACUUGAAAAAGAGAAGUCUCUGUCAAUGCCACCUUUGGGAGGACCUCAAAUUGAAACAGUAGCUUAUUGCCCACAGCCUUCUGCUGGUUUCCAUAAAGGAAGUGGAGAUUUGGUUGUUGACCCCUCCAAGGUUGAUGAUGCAGCAAAGCUACAAAAUAAGCAAAUCAGAAAGGCUGACAACCAAAAUGGAACUCAGCACUUUGGCUCAAAACAUCCCACACUUAAUGGACACAGAUCUAAGGAGCUAGGUGCACCCAGUCCAACUAGAAGGGAUUCUUCCAGUCAUGCGGCCAACAAUGCUUUGAAAGAGGCUAAAGAUCUGAAGCAUUGGGCUGAUCGUGUUAAGAAUUCAGGAUCCACUGAAAGCACUGGGCUUUACUUCGAGGCAGCCCUGAAGUUUCUUCAUGGAGCUUCUCUAUUAGAAUCUGGCAAUAAUGAUAACAAUGCUAAACAUAAUGAGAUGAUUCAAUCAAAGCAAGUGUACAGUAGCACAGCAAAAUUGUGCGAGUUUUGUGCCCAUGAAUAUGAGAAAUUAAAGGACAUGGCUGCUGCUGCUCUGGCCUACAAAUGCAUGGAGGUAGCAUAUAUGAGGGUGGUAUAUUCCUCACACUAUAGUGCAAGCAGGGAUCGGCAGACAGCUUCACAAAUUGUUCCUAUUGGUGAGUCUCCUUCCUCGUCUGCCUCUGAUAUUGACAAUGUUAACAACUCUGCUACAGCAGAAAAGUUUGCCUUACCCAAGGGUGUCAGUUCUCCCCAAGUUUCUGGUACCCUUGUCAUUCCAGCCCAAAAGCAUUCAAGCAUUAUGCGAUUGCUAGAUUUUGUUCAGGAUGUGAAUCUUGCCAUGGAAGCCUCAAGGAAAUCACAAAUCGCUUUUGCAGCUGCUGAUUCGAGCUUAAGUGGGGAGAAGCAUGCAGAUGGCAUCUCCUCUGUUAAGAAAGCUCUUGAUUUUAACUUUCACGAUGUUGAGGGGUUGCUGCGAUUAGUCCGGCUUGCCACUGAGACCAUUAGUCGCUGAAGAUUCUAAUUUGUUUUAAAGAAUAUUCUGGCCUAGGAAGAACAUAUGAUUCUUGGUCAUGUAUGAAGCCUUUGCUUAGAAAAAGAAAGUGGCUGGAUUGUAUUAUGAAUGGUAAACUUCAUUAUCUUGCAAGCAGAACUUCUCUUACCAUCUUGGGAGGCCAAUCUAUACAUGCUUGCUUCGGAUGACGAAAUGGCAAUUUCAGUGUACAUUCAGGCAGAUGCAGUUGCUUUUGAUGUGUUCAAGGAUGAAUGCCAUGGCAACUCUCAAGAUAGUGUUGACUCUGGAGGCACAACCGCACAAGGAUUCUGGAGUCAACUUCUCUAAAAGCAAUUCUAAGCUGCUUUUGGCAUGUGGAUUGACGCGACAUCAAGAUUAUGUUGAAGGUGGAUACGGAUGGACAUCAGACUUUGAUAUUACUUGCCAUUCUUUGUUCUUUUAUUUGAGGAAUUAUCUUGUCAAUCUGUAAAUUUCUAUCUGCUGGAGAUUGGGAGUUUCUGAAUUAGCAUGAAACGUGUUUAUCCUUCAACCUAAGGAAAUUUCACUCCCACUCUUGAUCCAAGCUGUCUAGAGAAACCAGAAUCAGAGUGUAUGUUUUCUUACACAUUUUUCAGGAUUUAAGGGGCUAUAUUUCCUGUCUGCAUUAUUGAUGGAGAAGUAACAAGUGGAAAGGAAAGAAUAAAUUAUGAAGAAUAUGUGGCAGGAAAUUGAUUUAUACGGCAAGUUGUUUUGCUGCUAAUAUGUCUUUAGCUUAGAGGAAGCGGACUAUGCAUUAAUAUUACAAAAUCAAUUUUAUGUGAGACAAGCAAGCUGGUGCCUCCUUUUCUGGUGUCUGACAGUUGCAGGUUGAGCACCCGAGGCAAAAGAAAAUAUUCUUAGCUGGCCUCCCGCUCCGUUACUGACCCUAAUGGAGAUUCCUCUUUAGUCAAUAACAGUACGUGGGUCUCUAUACCAGUUGCAAGUAUUGGGCAAUGGAUGUUUAGAAUUCCCUACGAUGAUUAAAUUUUGACCAUCACAUUGACGUUUUAUUCUCUCUAAUCUGGUGCAGAGCUAGGCAGCUAGCUUUGUUGAUUGGCCUUGUAUAUUUAGAUCAUAAAUAUUGAUGAAAAGAAAUUGUAUAUAUAGUCUCAUAAAGUGGUGUGGAAAAACUGUUCCAAAACUAAAGCUGGUGUAGAGUUAUGUGGAAAAUAGAAAUGAUAAAAGUUCAUGUAGCUCCAGCGCUAAUACUUUGUAAUCUCUAAUUCUGGGAAUGAAAUAGCUGUAUUCUAUUA